AUGUCAGAAUCCUCAAAUGGUAGAAUCAUGGAAGAAAGAGAAGAGCAAAUGAUUUCACCAACAGGUGAUGGGGGAAGCAACGGUGACGUCACCUUCCGGCUGGCCCAUUUCCUGUCUCCGACGGUGGCUUCCGAUCACAGUCUCUUGCCUGAGGAGGUUCCAUCCAGUACUUUCUCAUCUCCUGAAAAGGGAAACCUCAAGAGCUCCGAGACAGAGGAAGUUGAAGAGGAAUUGCUUAGUAGAGGAAGGUCCGAAUUAUUUCGAUCCAAGUCCAAACCCAAUCCGAAUCGUUGGUCCCAGAAGUUCAUGGAUAGCGGAAGCAACAUCGAGCACGCAGCAUUUCUUGCUUUGUGGUUGUCAAUGUUCGUUUUUCCGACCAAAAAUCGAGAUUGUACCGUAGGAAGACAUGUUUUCACUAUCGCAAUUCUUCUAGCCAAAGGUACUAAAAUUGCUCUUGCGCCUGCUGUUCUAGCUAGUCUUUAUGCUAAUUUGAGUGAGAUGAAAAGGGCUCUUGUUAUUAGCUCUUCUAAGAAAGAUGAGAUUUUGGAAGUCUCAAUAUCUGCACCAUUUCAAUUACUCCAGAUUUGGGUAUGGGAGAGAUUUGUUUCCUUGAGGCCAAAUCCUUUGCCUUUGGAAACUGAUCAGCCAAGGUUUGCUAAAUGGAACAAUUUGCGGGUUAAGAACAUUGGAGAUGUCAAAUCAACUAUAGAUUACUCAGCUGAUUUAUUCCUUUGGCGGCCUUAUUCUGUGGGUAGCAAAAGCUUAUUUCCACAUGAGAUUUACAAAAAAGAGGCAAGGUGGAUCACAGUUAAUGAUUCUAGCAUUUUUAACGAAGAACAAGAGAUACUUGUAAGAUGGGUGAGGGUGGGUGAACUUGUGGGAAUAGAUUCUAACUGCAUUGAACAGUAUCUCCCACAUCGAGUAGCUAUGCAAUUCGGGUUUGAUCAAGAUGUUCCGGGUCUUUCGGAUGUUACAACUCGCUAUCUAGAGUGGUGGAAGAAUUGUAAUUGCAGACCUGGCCUGAGUGGUGAUCCCGUAAUCAACAAUCAUCAAACAGCAGGAAUGUGUACGCCGAGUAGCUCUUUGCUCGACAGAUCACCUAUCAAGAGGAAAAAGUUCUCCAAACUCGAAAAAUCAUCCAACACAAGGCGAAAGUUUUCCAGGCGUUAUGUGAGUUUGUCUGAGAUGUUUUUGAAGGAAGUUUCUGUUGUUUCUUCUACUUCUUCUCCUACAUCUACUAAUCUUGAGGGAAUGCCGCAUUCAGAGGAUACUCAUAGACAGCACCAAACUGAACUUUUGAGGAAUAAUGCAUCUGGCGAGAAGGGUAAAGCUCCAAAUGUGAUCAAAUUAACUGGUUCAGACUAUAGGAAGGCCAUUGCAACUCAAAUUAGGCCUAACAGCAUGCAAGAACUAAUGGAAAGUGAAACUGCAAGUUCAAAAGAUUCGGGUCCUGAAAAGGGCAGAGCUAAGGAAAUGGUGAGAUCACCAGUUUCCCUGAGCUCAUCAGAAAAGAAUUUGAAAGAUGAUGAUGCCGUUGUACAUCCAGGUUUUCAUAGUAAUGAAGUAACACCGCAUCCAAAGGAUACUGAUGCAUUAGGAAGGAAAGACAACGGCUCAAACAUGAUCAAUCCUACUGGUUCAGAACAUAAAGACGGCGGCUUUGAAGAUCAAAUCAGGCUUAACAGCACACAACAAACGGUGGAAAGUGAAAAGGAAAUUUCCAAAAGAGGACUGGAAUGUGAGGAUCAAGAAACUGAUGCUGACAGUAAUAAGUUCGUCAACACAAACACGAGAAAUGGGAGAAAAUGCAGGUUUGAUGCACUUAAAGACCUAUUAACCCAAUGGGGAGCUGACUGUAGCCAUCUGGAGAGCAUUGUAGCAAAGCAUAAAAGGAACCAUUGCCUGAUGUAA
Molecule: messenger RNA, 1911 nt
Organism: Oldenlandia corymbosa var. corymbosa
Lineage: Eukaryota; Viridiplantae; Streptophyta; Magnoliopsida; Gentianales; Rubiaceae
Source: the annotation of a GenBank genome assembly